AUGAGCAGUUCUGAAGAUCAAUCGGGAUCGUCGCAGCGAAAGCCUGGCCGUCGCAAGAUCCCUUUGCAAAAGAUAGAAAAGGAGAGCAACCGUCAAGUUACUUUCUCCAAGCGCCGAGAAGGGCUUUUCAAGAAAGCUAGCGAGCUCUGCACUCUUACCGGUGCAGAGGCUGGGGUCGUAGUCUUCUCACCCGGGGACAAACCCCAUUCAUUUGGGCAUCCAGGUAUAAACUCUGUAUCCGACAAGUUCCUCACCCCAGAGAAUAUUGGUGUAGGUAAUCAGCAGAUAGAGGGUCAAUACAUGGAGGGGAUGCAGCAAAAUGGACUUGAUGGUUUGGCUCAAGCUGAGGCCGGGAUAACUGCGGAGAAAGCAAAAAAAGAAGAGCUAGAGAGGCUAAGGAGGGAGAGUAUGAUGCCCCUGGGAGGCGCAGGUUUGGAGGGACUCGGAUACAACCAACUCCAAGUCUUGAAAGAAGCUGUUACCGAUUUUGGAAAGAAUGUGAGCGAUUUAGUUGGGCGAGUGUCUGCUGCCCCACCAGCUGCGAAUGUGAGUGUAGAUUGUCCAUUUGGGGUCGGUCCCAGCAUUAUGGUGCAAUAUAAUGGAAGGACGGGGCAGGGUGCCAGUGGCAGCAGCAGCAGCAACAGCAACACAACCGACAAGAACAAUAAAGGUGGUUAG
Andrographis paniculata is the source of this 678-nucleotide messenger RNA. RefSeq names its product agamous-like MADS-box protein AGL61. The record is from RefSeq and is a predicted model, not a curated record. Lineage: Eukaryota; Viridiplantae; Streptophyta; Magnoliopsida; Lamiales; Acanthaceae. Gene Ontology annotation, molecular function: RNA polymerase II cis-regulatory region sequence-specific DNA binding; DNA-binding transcription factor activity, RNA polymerase II-specific; protein dimerization activity. Gene Ontology annotation, biological process: regulation of transcription by RNA polymerase II. The transcript has a single exon. Bases 1 to 678 code for a protein of 225 amino acids.